ACUUACAUUUAUUCUGUAGCGAUUUAUAUUCUCAGAAUAUUUGAUGUAGCUUUUCAUUUAUAAAACAUAAGAAUAGUAAAUUUUUAAAAGUAGUGUUGCGUUAACAAUUGAUCGCGUUGUUUAAAGUAAUAUUCCGUUUAUGAAUUGCCCAUAUUUCUUCCACUUGAAUUGUGGAAAUGUGAUACUUCUGAAUCACUUAUUGCAGUUAAAAAACUGCACAAGGAUGGUUUCAACGGCAAUCUCUGGAUAUGAUUGCAAUCUUCCGCUAUUAGUGUUGCGUAUAAUAAAACACGAGUGCAUAAAUUAGUUUAAUAAAGUAAAUUAAAAUACUUUACUGAUGAUAAAUCUGCGAAUUUUUUUUUUUAUUUUUUUAUUUUUUUUGGAUUAAGAAUUGUGUUGCAAAUACAAUAAAGCACUCUUCGCGUCUUUUUUUGAAAAUUUUAAUAUAUUAGUGUUGCGAGAUAUAAAAAAUGUUCCACUCACGGUUUGUUCGGAUUUAUAUUGAGUGGAUAUCUAUUUUGGUAACCCUUCUGGCUACCUUUUCAUCAUUUUUUUUUUUCAGCACCCUUUUAUCAAGAAUAUCUUUUUUACCCCAUACUCAUUUAAUAUACUCAAUAAUUUUUUUUUCAGAAAUUUGUGACCGCGUGCAAUGCGGUCAAUAGAGUCAGUGUUUGUUUCGUAAUAAUAUUUUAAGUAUUUUUUUAGAACACAGCUGUUCUAAUUUAAUUAUAAUAGUCAGUCGCGAAAUUAGAGUCAGUGUUUGUUCGCCAAUUAUAAAUUAUAAAUAUAAUUAGUAGUUUUUUAUUUUUAUUUUUUUUUUUAAAUAUUCGUUUCCGAGAUAGAGUCAGUGUUUGUCAAGAGAAUAAGGCAAUCAUCCAUCACGCGAAGAGUUUCCAUUUCCUGAUUAUGUGGUGAUGAUAUCCUAUGAGAGCAGUUCUUCGCAUCAUUGGUGAGUCGCAUGCUUUUAUGUUCCUCUGAUUACUCAAUCAUGUCGUAGGAUGAAAGAUCCGAAUCGACACGAGUAAUUGGUUGUAUACGUAGAUCUUUGCACGAGCACAGUGACCACGGAUAUAUAUAUACCCGUGAAUAGUAACAUUUCUUUUUCUUGUGUUUUAUUUAUUAGAUCAGGAUAGGUCUUCUUGUAUAUUAAUACUUUUAAAUAUUAAUAAUUUUUAAAUAUAUUAGUUCAUUCAUCUAAAAAUAAAUUAUUAUAAUCUAUUAUAAUAUAUUUACAAACAUCAAAUAUUAACAUUAAAAAUAUAUAUACAUAAAUUAAGUAAAUAGUAAAGAUAAUAGUUUUAUUUCUCUUAUUUAAAAAUAUAUCAAAUAUUGUAUACAAGAAGACACUUCGCGACAGGUAGAUUUUUAAAUCAAAGCUACAAGUUUUGAAUAUUUCUUUUAUAUUUCUGAAAAAGUGCUUUGAUAAAGAGAUCGCCUGAGGUUAUUCUUACUAUUAAAUAUAUCAUAAAAAUAAUAAUAUAAAUGUAUUUCAAUGUAGAGUCAAUUAUUUACUAUUAAUUCUCAAAAUAAAUUUCUUAUUUAUUGUUUCUAUAUUUUUACUUUUUAAAAUUACUCAGAAUUCAUUAUAUUUGUAAAUUAAGUUUAUUAAAGCUUGAAGUAAAAUAAAUAGAUAUUGAAUUGAAAAAUAUUAGUUCGUUAGAUAUACUAAUAUCUUUUUUUAGCUCAGGAUUUUCAGAUUUAACCCUUUCCAUGUCCAUUGCCAGGAUCUCAUUCACGUGCCCCGGUGCUACUUGGGUGAGAGAAAGGCAAUGGGCAUGAUGAAUCUAGUUCAUAAGUUUAUAAUAAUUUUUCAGCGACUGACGAUGUGUUAGUGAAUCGUGCACGACGUAUUUUCCACAUUGUGUGUGUGUGGUUAGGCUGUGGAAUUGCGUCGUUUAUCAUUCCAUGCAAUAUAGCAUAAUAUAUUUACGUGUAAUUUCAUUAUAAUUUCGAAUAACUUACAUGUAAUAUUGUAUAUUUUACUUCCAAAUUACGACAAUGAUAUUAAAUAUUAUUUUAGUAAUUUAAUUCUUUCAAGAAAUAUACAUUUUUGUGGAUAGAUAUUGAAUUAAUUAAUAUGUAUUUUUAUCGCAAUGGUCCCUAGCCAUCGUCAGUCGAUUUCAGGGAAAUGGUACGUAAACUUAGAGUGUGAGAGUAGUGUGCCAAGCUCGGGUGUCGGAGGUGUCCCGGGACAUUUUCCCUAGUGUAGGCUUUUGCGCCCGAGUAUUAUGCGUGAGAAUCGUGGAAUGAAUGUGUUGGUAUGCCCGUUUUGCCAUUUUUUAAAUAUAGGGCUAGGUAGGAUAGGUAGUAUACUUCUGAUAUGCCUGUUAAAUAUAAGUAGGUAGGGCCGGGCAGAUUGUCACAGUCUCUGAUCGGGUAGGCGCGUUUUCGCGUGACAAUCUGUUUCAGGAAAUAAAAUUUGAUAAAUCGAUGGUGAAGCUGAGAUGAACGGAGAAAUGCCAUUUGUCUCUGGCUUUGCUGAUCGAUUUUUCGAAUUCCGCGGUCGCGGUCGUGAUUUGGUUCCGAAACGAACGUUGCGCUCGAGAUUCUGCACAUGUAUGAACAAUGAUCAUUUCGAUUAUUAGUCGUCCAUGUGCUAGUUUCCGCGAUUUAGUCUUUUUUUUUAUUUCUUUUUUUGUUUACGAUUAGCGAAUCUCGAGCCUAGAUUUAAGUUUCAGCGGGCAUUGCGCCCGAAGGAGGAAGACCGAAGAGGCCCGACAAACUGUCACGAAGAGGGCUGCAACGAAUGGCUUCUCAUUUUUUGGAUUUUCUUUGGUCCAAAGAAUGGGAAGUCAUUGUUACUAUUUUGUCACUGUGCUCGUUUUAGUAAUGCGUAGUAUUUGUUGUUGUAUUGUCUGGCCGAUUGCAUGCCGGCCCACCGAAUCCAGUCAUCAUGGGCAUCGCGAUUUUUUAUUAGUGUUGCGAUUAAUUAAUAACGGGUUGAAUUAGAGUUGCGUUGUAAUUGUCGCGUUUCCUUGUUAGUGUUGCGUUGAAAUGAAAAUCGCGUUUAUUUUAGUGUUGCGUUUAAAUAAAAAUCGCGUUUGUAUUAGUGUUGCGUUAAAGUAAAAGUCGCGUUUGGAUUAGUGUUGCGUUAAAAUGAGAUUCGCGGUUGCAUUAGUGUUGCGAAUUAUAAGAUAUCGCGAUUUUUUAUUAUUAGAAAUAGAAUUGUUUUAAUUUUUUUAAUUAAAAUAAAUUCAUAACUUUAUUUUUAAACUAUAGUUCAUUUUUAAUUAAUAAUAGCUUUCUAGCCAUAUAGAAGCAAUGAUUUCUAUUGAAUUUGUUUUAAAAUGUAGUGUUGCGUUGAUAAAUAAUCGCGUUUGUAAGUAGUGUUUCGAAUAUUAAAUGCCCCAACUUUUUCCACUUGGAUUGUGGAAAUACUCAACGCUUCUGUUCACUUUAAGUGGCUAAUAAAGCUGCAAGGGUGAUCACACAGCAGUCAUUAAGGAGACUGCACUGAAUUUGUCGCUAUAGUGUUGCGUUAUUUAAAUUUGAGUGCAUAGAGUAGUGUUGCGUAAAUAUUGUUUUCCGGAAUUUUUCAGCUUUUUUUUUUAUAUUUUUUUUGUCAAUUUAAAUCAGUAUUGCAAGUAUGAUAAAGCACUCAUCGUGGUUGAUUUAAAAAAUUUUCUAUUUUAUAAAAAUAAAAUAUUAGUUUAUUAGUAUUGCGAUAUAAAACGAUUCGCGGUUGCUCGGGUUCAUAUCAAGUGGAAGAUAUUUUUUAUUUGAGUAGUCCUUCUGGCUACUUGUUUUCUUUUUCAGCGUCCCUUAUACAUUCUACCUUUGUUGCAGAAAAUAUUGUAGGUAAGAAACUUUUGUAAGAAUUUUUCUAAGUUUUUUUAAAAUACCGAAUUUAAAUUCUUUUUAACAUUUAAAUUUUUUAGAGUCAAUAAUGGUGAAUGUUCGUUAUAAAAUUUAUUUUUUUAUACUGUUCCAAACCAAUAUUAUUUCUUUUUUUUUUUUUUCUUUUCUUAAUUAUUAUACUAAUCGUUCAAAUAAGUUUGUUUCAGAUCAUCUUCCAGGAAAUGCCAAUGAAAGAAGAUGAGUACUUCAUGUAAUAUUCUUUUCCCUUGAUUAUAUGUUUUAUAUCUUUGUGUAGGUAGGGUUCCUAUAUAAAUUUUUAAAUUAUAUAGGAAAAUAUUAGUUUUAUUUAAAAAAAGCAUUUAAUUAAUAUGUAGGUAGGGAUUACAGGGAUUUGAUCUAGAUGAAUCAGAUUAUUUUGAAUAGGGAUCAGUAGGGAUCAUAUUUUUUUUAAGGAUAUUUGUAAAUUAUAUUUAAGAAUUCAUUAAAUUUUUCUAAAUAAAAGUUUUAGAAUAUAAAUAGAUGGCUUAUACAAUUGUUGCUUUAGGAAUAGUGCUUAAAGUAGAAUUUGUUUAAAAUGCAUGUAUAACAAGUGAUAAUAAUAGUAGUAGGUAGAAAUUCUGGAACUGUGUAGAAUAUAUUUAAUUUUUUUAAAUUUUUUAAUUAAUUAUCAAUAUUUUAUAUUUUCAUGGCAAUGAAUAUAUAAAAUAUUGAUUUAUGUAUGUGAAGUGAUGUGUGUGCUUUAUGUAGAGUUGCAUAUAAUUAAGAUAUAAUUUAAUUUUUACUUUCAGAGAUUUAAUUUAUAUCUUAAGAAUUCUUUUGUUGUUUGUUUUGCACAAACAUUUGAUCAAAGAUCAAAUGUUUUGCAAACCUACAUCAAAAAAAAAAUUUAUUAAUUUUAAAUAAAUUUUUUUGAGUAAAAAAGCUUGGAAUCGUAGAUGCAAUGAAUUUCUUGCAUAUACAUACAUGUAUAUAUAGAUAUACACAUGUAUGUAUAUCUUUUUUCGAGAAUAAGAUAAAUAUAGUUUCUAUGUUAGCCAUAGUAAAUUGCAGAAAUUGUAAAAAUUACUGCUUUUUUCAUGGUCGAUAUUUCAGAAUGUAACACAAAAAUCUUAUAAGAUGUCGUGUCUAUCCUGAUUUAUAGUCUAUGGUAAAGUAUUGAAAAUUGAGUACAACACUUGAGUUUCAAUACUUUUCAAGAGAUGGCGUUACUAAAGAAAGUAACAGUUAUUCUCUAUAUUACAUUUGUGUUCUUUGUUCGAUGAAAAUCAACAAUAUAACCUUAAAAUUAGGAAUUAUACGUUUAAGUAUCACGUGGAGUGAUUAAAAAUAAAUUUUUUAAGUUUUUUGUUAUAAAUGUAAUUUCAAAAUAGUGUGAUUAUAUUAAAGUAUUAAUUUUUAUUUCAUAAACUAAAUGUAAUCAACCGAGUCUCGAUUGAUAAAGUUUGUGCGAUGAUAGAAAUUAAUACAUAUUAAAAAAUUGAAAAUUAAAUAUUAUUAUAAAAAUAUUGUAUAAAAAAUGAGUGAUUCUGAAAAAGAGGAUGAUCCCAAGACAACAGGUCCAGUGGACAAUGCCUGGUCAUUAGAAAUUCCAUCUUUUAAACCUGAAGACAAUCCUAAUCGUUUACUUCAAGAAAGUUCAUUUGCAACUUUGUUCCCAAAAUACAGAGAACAAUAUUUAAAAGAACAUUGGCCAUUGAUUCAGAAAGCUUUAGAUGAUUAUGCAAUCAAAGCUGAAUUAGAUUUCAUUGAAGGUAGUAUGACUGUGAAAACUACUAGAAAAACAUGGGAUCCAUAUAUUAUAAUUAAAGCUCGUGACAUGAUCAAACUUAUGUCAAGAUCUGUUCCUUUUGAACAAGCAGUUAGAGUACUUCAAGAUGAUAUUAGUUCAGAUAUUAUAAAAAUAUCUUCUUUUGUAAGAAACCGAGAAAAAUUUGUCAAGAGACGUCAGAGGCUUAUAGGACCAAAAGGAUGCACUUUGAAAUCCAUUGAAUUAUUGACAAAUUGUUAUGUUCUUGUACAAGGACAGACAGUGGCUGCAUUAGGUCCUUAUAGAAGUCUUCCAUUAGUUAGACGUAUUGUUGAAGAUACUAUGAAAAACAUUCAUCCUAUUUAUAAUAUUAAAGCAUUAAUGAUUAAGAGAGAACUGGCAAAAGAUCCAAAAUUAAAGAAUGAAAAUUGGGAGAGAUUUUUGCCUAAAUUCAGUAGUAAAAAUAUUAAUAAGAGGAAGCAGCCGAAGAAUAAGAAAGAGAAAAAACCAUAUACUCCGUUCCCACCUCCUCAACAAGAGAGCAAGAUAGACAAGAUGAUAAGUACAGGAGAAUAUUUUUUGAACGAACAGCAGAAAAGAGCCAAGAAGAAGAAAGAACAAGAUAUCAAGCACCAGGAGGCUGAGAAAAGAAGACAAGAACGUAGGGCGCAAGCAUUUGUACCUCCUGAGGAGGCAUCUAAAGAGAAAAAGGAAGAGAAGGAUGAUAUAAACUUAGAUGAAUUUAAGAAGAAGGUUAAUAAUGCACUCAAAAAACGUAGUGCAAAAUCAUAAUAUUUAAACCACAUCUUUAAUUGUAAAUUAAUUGUCAUUCUUACAAGACUAUUCACUAUAUUAUUUGAUAUUUUUAACUAAAUAAAAUAUUUGCUGGUUAAAAAAA
Apis cerana (Asiatic honeybee) is the source of this 6443-nucleotide messenger RNA. It is a transcript of the gene dbe, whose product is annotated as KRR1 small subunit processome component homolog dbe. Gene Ontology annotation, cellular component: nucleolus; small-subunit processome. Gene Ontology annotation, molecular function: RNA binding. The record is from RefSeq and is a predicted model, not a curated record. NCBI's taxonomy places the organism in Eukaryota, Metazoa, Arthropoda, Insecta, Hymenoptera, Apidae.